AUGGGUAUUGAGCCACGGGCGCUACGUAGCGCAGAGGAUGUGGAAUCUGGUUAUAUGAAGGCUCUAGCCAAUACCCUUUCAUUAGAGAAAGAAAUUGAAAACUAUUACCUGCGUGAAGAAGCGCUUAUCCGGGAGCGAGUUAUGCUUCUUGAUCAGAUACAGAGUAAUAUAUCAGAAGAACGGCGUUGCCUUGAAAUAGAUCACCAAGAAUGCCGUUCACAGAUUAGUGCUGCUCGUAAAAAUCAUCUUACAUUACAGUGUGACGAGACAAAGUUCAUGCAAUUAUUUAAUCGUGCCAGCAGUAAGCUUGACAAGGAGGAGAGAAACAUUGAUGAACGACUCGCAUGGGCAAAUGAACGAAUAUUAGAAGAAGAAAAAGAUUUAAAUGCCCUUUCAGAACGUCUUAACCGUUCUGAAAAAGAUGAACGCUUACUAGAACGUCGGGAACUCCAGCAGUUUAAUGCGGAUCAAGAACUAGAAAAGGCUUUAAUGGAGUUAAAAUCACUUGAAAACGAUAUUGAAGAUAGAAAAAGAUCGUUGGAGAAGAAACAUGAGAGUAUUGCACAGUGGAAUCGAUCAUUGGAGAGUCGUGAAAAGGAACUUGCCCGCUGCCAGGAUGAAUUUAGAGAAGAUUUACGUCGUCUCGAAGAGGAUGAAAAACGAUUUGGCAUUUAUCAUGGAAAUAGUAAAGUAGUACCCAUGGUAUCACAACGGGAAGUAAUGGACGACCACAACAUGACAAUUGAGAAGGAGAGUCAGUGCGAAGAGAUUGACUUGGAAGAUGAGGAAGAUCACACAUUGUAA
Messenger RNA from Trypanosoma theileri, 804 nucleotides. RefSeq lists its product as uncharacterized. The record is from RefSeq and is a predicted model, not a curated record. The transcript has a single exon. NCBI's taxonomy places the organism in Eukaryota, Euglenozoa, Kinetoplastea, Trypanosomatida, Trypanosomatidae. Bases 1 to 804 code for a protein of 267 amino acids.